AUGAUGCUGGAGAUGACCGAGCCGGUGUACUGGGUGGACCUCAUUUUCGGUCUAUUUGAGGGUUGGUGGCUCUUUGAAGAUGGACGGCAACAUGCAAUUGCACAUCAGUCAGUCUGGGAGCGGGACAUGCAGUCCGUGGGGUACGGUCAUGUCGACUGGACCGAUGGUCAUAGCCCUGAGAUCAAAAUACAACGGAUCAUUGUGGCCUUGGCUUCUGGACCUCAAUAUAGCCGUCAGCCCCCUGUCCCGUUACCGGCAAAGAGUGAACCUGUUCCCACUGCAGCCCGCAAAGCGGCCGUUGACGAUGAUGUCCGGAAGUACACCCAUGGCUUUGCUGCCCCUGUUCCUUCCAGCUCGACUAGCCCUCCGAGUGUCUAUGAACAAUCCGUGCUAAUAACCGGAGCAUCGGGAAGCUUGGGGACUCACCUCGUUGCUCACACUGCUACUCUUCCUCAUGUCAAAUCGGUGAUUUGCCUCAACCGACGAAGCACAACGAAACCAGAUGUUCGUCAACAUCGGGCUAUGGAGGAGAAAGGUAUACUCUUCGACGCGGCAUGCCAGUCGAAGCUGCAGGUGUUGCAAACUGACACCAGCAGACCGAUGCUAGGACUCGCUAGGAGCGAGUAUGACAGUCUCCUCAAUACCGUCACUCACAUCAUACACAAUGCAUGGCCAAUGACUGGGAAACGUCCUCUGUCGGGAAUGGAGUCACAAUUUCAAGUCAUGCGUAACCUCAUCGAUUUUUCACGAGAUAUCUCGUCCCGGCGUCCGAAAGGGUUCACGCUCAGCUUCCAAUUCAUCUCUUCCAUCGCGGUUGUUGGGCACUAUCCUCUCUGGAGCGGCAACUCGGUAGUUCCCGAGGAGAGAGUAACUAUCGAGUCUGUCCUUCCCAACGUUUAUGGAGAUGCCAAAUUCAUCUGCGAAAGAAUGCUCGAUGAGACUCUGCACAAAUGUCCAGACCUAUUCCGCACUAUGGCUGUACGCCUCGGACAGAUCGCCGGCUCGAAGACCAAUUUUGAUGGCGAUCUCUGCUGGACUCCGGUCGAUGAUGUUGCAGGUACAUUGAGUGACCUGCUCCUUUCCGAGCGCGCUCCGUAUCCAAUCUACCAUAUCGAUAACCCGGUGCGUCAGCCCUGGCGCGAGAUGAUCCCAGUCUUAUCAGACGCGCUCAAUAUCUCGUCGACCAACGUGAUCCCCUUUAAGCAGUGGGUCAGACGCGUGCGCUCCUUCCCCGGCGCGGUCGAAAAGGACAAUCCGGCGGGCAUUCUCAUCGACUUGUUGGAUGACAACUUCCUUCGUAUGUCUUGCGGGCGCCUUUUCUUGAGCACAGCCAAGACUCGCGAGCAUUCCUCAACCCUUGCGGCUGUGGGACAGGUGAGUGCAGAAGUGGCGAGGAAGUACAUCCAGGCAUGUAAGGACAUGGGUUUCUUGCACGUUUAA
Molecule: messenger RNA, 1440 nt
Organism: Letharia columbiana
Lineage: Eukaryota; Fungi; Ascomycota; Lecanoromycetes; Lecanorales; Parmeliaceae
Exons: 2
Coding region: 1-1440 (479 amino acids)
Source: RefSeq, a predicted model, not a curated record